Electrophorus electricus (electric eel) is the source of this 2409-nucleotide messenger RNA. RefSeq names its product chromosome 6 C19orf47 homolog (gene c6h19orf47). Lineage: Eukaryota; Metazoa; Chordata; Actinopteri; Gymnotiformes; Gymnotidae. The record is from RefSeq and is a predicted model, not a curated record. Gene Ontology annotation, cellular component: nucleus.
UUCCCCCCACGAAGAUGGCGUCCGUGACAACAGCAACAUCAGAGUGGAUCCAGUUUUUCAAAGAGGCAGGGAUCCCACCUGGUCUGGCUGUUGACUAUGCUGUAUCCUUCGUAGACAACAGAAUUCAAAAAAACAUGUUAAUGGACCUCAGUAAGGAGAUCAUGAUGGACUUGGGCAUCACGGUUAUUGGGGACAUCAUUGCCAUUCUCAAGCAUGCCAAGCAGGUCUACAGACAGGACAUGUGCAAAAUGGCCACUGAAGCCAUUUCCUCCGGACAGACCAGUGUGCAAGCAGAGCUGCGGCGAACUGCCAACACUCCCGCGACGCGCAUGAUCGCCAAUGCCUUGAGUCGGGACUCCCCACCGAGCACACCCGUCCGUCGUCCUGACAACCGUCUCUCAGUGACAGUCUCCAACAAAAGUGCCAAAGCAGUAAUCAGUCAGCCUGCAGAUGAGGAGAACGGCCUGUCUGUGAAGCGUCGGCGAGUGACUGCAGAGAUGGAAGGGAAGUAUAUUAUCAACAUGCCAAAGGGGACCACCGCCCGCACCCGACGGAUCCUGGCCCAGCAGGCCAAGAAAGCCAAGAGUCUGAAGCGUACUUCUGUGUUUGAGAGAUUGGGUUCAGAGUCUAAGGCAGACACCCCUGCAGCCAAUAAGCAGGCUACAGGAGUCUUCAGCAGGCUGGGUGCAGUAGACGACGAGGAGGAAGCCGAGGAGGAAGCCGAGGAGGAAGCCGAGGAGAAGAUGGACGAAGUCACUGACCAUGCCGGCAGGGCUGAAGACAGUGACGGCGAAGGCUCGGUGCUGCAGUACGCCGGCGUCCUCAAACGACCCCUGCUGCUUUCCAAAAAUGAGCCUGCCGCCCAAAAAGCAGAACCCCUCACUCUGUUCCGCCUGGGCAAGAAAUACAAACUUCCCACGUCGGAGAGCACUCCCCCGGCCCCCUCCUCUACCUCCUCCGGCCAAGAGGGGCCCCCCAAGCGGAGUAUAAUGCGGAGGCUGGGGAAGGCUCCCUCGGCCAGCAGCCCCGGCCCUAAACCCACCAGCUCGCUAGCGGGUCAGACAGCAGAUACGCAGGAUAGCCAUGUGACCAGCAGCAAAAGCAAGGCACAGGCCAGCUCUACUCUGGCCAGCCCCAAAGUGAGCAGUAGCACAGGUGCAGGCAGGGACUGUCAUGGGGCUCAGAUGGACGCCAAGACAGUCAGUGUCUUCAAGAGACUGGGCGCCAAGAGGACCUAAUGCACCAUGCCUCCUAAACACUCACAUUCAGGGUUUAGAAAACCACAUCCAAGAGUAGGAAGGAGUUAUGCCACUUCAGUGUGGGGAGAGGGGCCAAGAGGACACUGAAGACAGUAUAGAGAACAUAUCCUCCCAGUGCACAUAGGAAUGAUAGUAUGCACCCAUACCUCUCUCCACACCUCUCAAGAAAUGCUUCUUUCCCCAGAACACCUAAUCACAUCCAGCCUUUGGAAAUGACUCUUAAAUUACAGAUUUACAGAUCUGUUUUUGUACAGCAGGGCACAAAGCAUUCAGACGCCCUAAAAGGGAGUGACCUUUGUCUUCGUUUAACUGAGAGUUAAGUGAAGGCGUUAGUGCACUCGCUCUCAAACACUCCGUGCCUCUGUGGUGACACUCUCGAAGGAAAAGAGAGUUCUCUGUAGUUACCUGUCCACUGACGUCCCUUUCUUGCGUUGUUUGCUCAUUAAAAGUAAAAGAAUGUUUCAACGGUCAUAUAUACAACAUGCAACUAAUUCCCCUCGAGGCACCCCCUGACCUCAACCUUUUGCUUUCCUUGAGAAGAAAACUUCGUGUGCAUGUUUUACAGCCCAUCAAUUAUGUUUUUUUUCCCCCCUCCUGUAAGUUUCCUGCUGCUGGAAUGGUGCCAUGUUAAGUGUUACCUAGAUGGGAUGAGAGCGCAAGGUGUCAACUCCCCCUGCUGGGAGAUUGCUCUGCGUUGCCAGGCAACACACAUGGCAAUGGACCCCAGAGUGUUGUUGUUUUUCCAUCCCUUUUUGUGGCCAAAAUGCUUAAAAUGCAGCUUCAACUACAACUGCUGCUACUCACCACACUUGUACCAGGUGCUUAAAAUGGACCCGGACCUGGAUCUGGUCACUUUCUCCAUUUUUUAAAAUAUGAUUGAUUUUAAUCUCAAAAGCAUUUGAAGUCGAACUUUGUUACAAUGUACAGAUUUAAGAUUUAAGGCAGACGGAAGAUGCUGGUUUUAUAAAAUGAAUGGACUGCUUGUUUUUGGAUUGGACUGAACAUAAAAUGGGACAGCAAAAAAAACCUUUCAUCACGUUUGUUUUAGUCUCAUUCUUACUUUCAACAUACUUGUACUUGAAAAGCCAACUAUUUUAGCAUCUUAAAUUUCACAAGGGUACAAUAAGAUUAAAUGAAACAUUUAUGAUUA